Brassica napus (rape) is the source of this 1517-nucleotide messenger RNA. RefSeq names its product transcription factor bHLH143. The record is from RefSeq and is a predicted model, not a curated record. The transcript has 2 exons. The coding region runs from base 209 to 1201 and encodes 330 amino acids. Lineage: Eukaryota; Viridiplantae; Streptophyta; Magnoliopsida; Brassicales; Brassicaceae. Gene Ontology annotation, molecular function: protein dimerization activity.
GCUGAAUACUUUAGACAUAUGCUCAAACCAGUGACGUAGUUUGCUUUGUUCUCUGUGUCUGUGUUGUAUCUUUCUAGCUGACGUUUUGUUUCUAUAUUUUUCUCUCACGAUAAGAAAGUAUUUUGCGUUCAACACAUUGUCUUGUUGCAACAACUUCCACAAUCGUAUUGUAUUUCUGUAAAGUUUCAUUGGCGUAAACUGCAAGAGCAUGCCUCUUGAUAACAGCCAACAGAAAUGGUUACCAUUGGGCUUGAAUCCUCAGGACAUAGCUACCGGGUCCUCUCCUGGAGCUCCUUUCCCGGAACUCGGUAAAAUAUAUGCAUCUGAGUAUCAGUUUCGCUAUCUGCAGCCACCGUUCCAGGCCUUACUGUCCAGUUAUGGAACACAAGUUGCUGCUCAGAGCACACUCAAGUCUUCUCAGAAAAGGUUUCUAGUAUUCGACCAGUCAGGAAACCAGACUCGCUUGUUACAGUGUGGAUCUCCAGUUCGUUUUCCCUCUUUUGUGGCUACUGAUCCAGAGAAAAUUCUCAAUUUUCUAAACCUAGAGAAAGGGUUAAGUAAAGAUCAUGCCAUUCCAGAAAAGAUAUUCCUCCAUGAAGAUCAUGUCAAUGGCGAAGAGAAGGAGUCAGAGAUGCACGAAGACACUGAGGAAAUUAACGCACUACUGUAUUCUGAUGAUGAAGACAAUGAUGAUUGCGAGAGUGAUGAUGAUGAUGAUGAAGUGACGAGCACAGGUCACUCUCCAUUCCCAGUUGAACAACAAGCGUGCAAUAAUAAAACAACAGAAGAAGAAGAACUGGAUGAAACCGAAAGCUGUGGUGGUGAUGAUGGUCCACGUCUCAAAAGGCAGAAAGUACUACUGGACCAUUCGUCAUACAGAGAAGACCUAUCACCAUCACCAUCACCAUCCCCAUCCUUUGUGGUGGGUACCAAGAGUCUCACUAAUCUCAAAAGGUCAUCAGAUGAGAAACUUCAAGAGUCCAACAUCUCAAGCAGCAAUCAAGAAAUGGGUUCUGGUCUUAGCGACGAGGAAGAGACGAGGAAAGACAAGAUCCACACCGCUCUGAGAAUCCUUGAGAGCGUAGUUCCAGGAGCAGAAGGGAAAGAAGCUCUUUUACUACUAGACGAAGCCAUUGACUACCUCAAGCUGCUGAAGCGAGAGUUAACCUCACAACCAAAAGGUUUAAACAACCACUGGUGAAAAACAAUUGGACAAGUAUGGCUGGUUGGUUAAACAGAAGACAAGAGACAAAAGACAAUCAAUGAGAUAAAGAAGAUUCUUUCAAUAUUUUGCAAUUAACGUGCGUUUGAAACAAUUUUAGGUCACGCCUGGUGGCCUAGUGGGACCGUAUCCACACUGUUCAGCUUAGCUGGGUCAAUAGUGAUAUCUCUGCUUUUGGAUUUGGCAUGCUCUCUCUAUAAGAAAAAGGAACAAAAUAGACGUUUACUUUCUUCUGUGCUUUGGAGAGUUGGAGUGGAAUAAAAUUUGAAACAAAAGCAAAGUCUUUGGUGCCUCA